Messenger RNA from Fraxinus pennsylvanica, 705 nucleotides. Lineage: Eukaryota; Viridiplantae; Streptophyta; Magnoliopsida; Lamiales; Oleaceae. The record is from the annotation of a GenBank genome assembly.
AUGUGUAUUCUUAAAUAUGCACGCUUCCUUCAAGUUAGUAUAAAAGUGAGUAUUGACUUCAGUGGCUUUCACUUUGCACAACACAAUUGUUGUUUUGUUUGGGCAAGUUGUACCCUUGAAGCUGGAGUUAAGAUUUAUUCAAUGAGGGUGGAUUCAGUUCAUUCAGAGGCAUAUAAGGUUCUUGGAGGAAUUAAUCGUGUUGGGCAAGAGGAUGAACAAGAUAAUGUCAUGGAGAAUGCCAAUAUUGAUAAUGAGCAUGACGAAGGCCACUCAAAGAAACAGCAAGAAAGAAAGUUGUCACCUUUGUCCACACUGGAGUCAUCUUUUGAGGCUCUAAAUGUGAAGAAGUUUGAUGAUUCUGAAGAUCCAGCAAAGGAUAAUGGAUUACCAAAGACCAAGAAAGCAAAAAACAGAAAAGCAGAAUCUGACAUUGAGUUGUCAAAUGCCUUGGACACUGAUGCAUCAGAUAUCUUUGCUCCUCCAAAGAACCCCAAGUCCCUAUUCCUGCCAACAAAUAGAGCACCUUGUAACACCAAACUUCCAGAAGACUGCCAUUACCAACCGGAGAAUCUUGUGAAGCUAUUUCUGUUACCUCAUGUUACGUGCAUCAGAAGGAGAGGAAGCAAGACAACAGGUGAGGAUUUCUUCUAUGAAUCUAUAUUAUCCAAUCACAUAAAUUGGACAUUGGGAUGCUCAAAUAUUUAG